Molecule: messenger RNA, 917 nt
Organism: Olea europaea var. sylvestris
Lineage: Eukaryota; Viridiplantae; Streptophyta; Magnoliopsida; Lamiales; Oleaceae
Product: very-long-chain (3R)-3-hydroxyacyl-CoA dehydratase PASTICCINO 2A-like
Exons: 1
Coding region: 74-739 (221 amino acids)
Biological process (GO): fatty acid elongation; very long-chain fatty acid biosynthetic process; sphingolipid biosynthetic process
Cellular component (GO): endoplasmic reticulum membrane
Molecular function (GO): 3-hydroxyacyl-CoA dehydratase activity
Source: RefSeq, a predicted model, not a curated record
AAUCAACACACACCAUCUGUCCCGUACUUCUUUCUGUAUUUUACUCAGAUCUACCCGCCGGAAUUCACUCCCCAUGGCCGGAUUUUUCUCAAUUUUCAGGCGAAUAUACCUCACAAUCUACAAUUGGACCGUAUUUAUAGGCUGGUUACAAGUAUUUUACCUUUCUGUAAAGACGCUGAAGGAAUCCGGCCACGAACACGUGUACGCCGCCGUCGAGAAGCCGCUGCUCUGGGCGCAAUCCGCCGCCUUAUUGGAGAUAUUACACGGCCUGAUUGGAUUGGUCAGAUCUCCGGUCAGUGCUACACUGCCCCAAAUUAGCUCCAGAUUGUACGUUGCGUGGGGGAUUUUGUGGAGUUUUCCUGAAAUACGGACUCAUUUUCUCGUUAGUUCAUUGGUGAUUAGCUGGUCAAUUACUGAAAUUAUUCGAUAUUCGUUUUUCGGUUUGAAGGAAGCUUUUGGUUCUGCUCCAUCCUGGCUGCUUUGGCUGAGGUACAGCACGUUUCUUAUAAUGUACCCUACGGGAAUUUCAAGUGAAGUGGGUUUGAUAUACAAUGCACUGCCUUACAUGAAGGAAUCAUUGAAAUACAGCAUAAGCAUGCCUAACAAAUGGAAUUUUUCCUUCGAUUAUUAUUACUUGGCACUUGGGGUUCUCGGCAUUUAUGUUCCGGGGAGUCCUCAUUUGUACGGGUAUAUGCUUGGCCAGAGGAAGAAGGCACUUGCCAAAGCCAAAAGGGAGUAGAUCCGAAUAUUGAAUUUGAAUUUCUGAGUUAUAUUGUUGACUCGAUCUGUAUGUUUUGUUCUUAUUUUCGCAAUGUGCCCUAUUCGUACUAUUUAACUAUAUGUUUGACCUAUUAGCUGCAAUUUCUUGGUGGGAUAUUGCCUAGAAAAUAAGCUACGAAAAUAAAGCUAAAAAGCCA